AUGGCGCAACCUAGCAGCUCUCAUCAACGCAUCAAAGAUGAAAGCGAUGAGGAACGCUUGCCUGUGAAAACGUUCAGUUGGCUCACAAAUUACAAUCACGUAAUGCAGAAGCUGAAAUCAUCUCACCGGAACAAUGAGCAUGUUAAUAGAAUUCUGAGAGGCCUGAAGGACAGCUUCGUAGCAAAGGUCUCACAAACAAAUGCUCGCAAAGAAGUCCACCAGACAUUUCGCAGCAAUCGCAGCAAUGUCAAAGAAGGUCGAGGUGGUCCUGCCAUGAAGUUUGAUGGCAGGGUACCUACAGAAAGAAGGUGGGUUCCAGAUGGCAUGGUGCGAGUCUACAGCGUGGCGGCUUUGCCAAUUGGGCUGUCUGCGAUACUCAAAGCGAAGGGAAACAUUGUACCUGAUCAGCAUGAGCUCCUGCGACUGCAGGAUCAUGGCUUGGGUGUCAUCGACUUGGUCGGUGGGUUCUUCUUCGGCAAUACGUGGGGGCCUGCAUCAAUGCACGUCUUCCUGCGUGGGUUGCUACCUAAGCUUUUCUCCCAUUUUGCGAAGAGUGAUCCCUGGGUGAUGUCCAUCAACAAGGAAGAUGACGAGGAGAUAAGAACGCACCAGUUACCAUAUGUGUUGCUGUCUCGAAGUGGCAAGACCAAGUUCCAGGCUAUCAAGGCCGAGCAUCCAGAUGGCCCCCACUAUUUGCUGAUAAAGAGCCGAAGUGGUGCCGGUUGGAAGGAAUCGCAGAUCUUCAUUGCACCUCGUCAAGCGAUAGACGAGAACGUGUACGAACU
Messenger RNA from Laetiporus sulphureus 93-53, 785 nucleotides. RefSeq lists its product as uncharacterized. The record is from RefSeq and is a predicted model, not a curated record. The transcript has 5 exons. The annotation marks the transcript as partial. Lineage: Eukaryota; Fungi; Basidiomycota; Agaricomycetes; Polyporales; Laetiporaceae.